AAUAAAUUUAAUGCAGCUUUUUCUGCAAUUUUAGUAUUCAAGAGUAAAAUAAUUUUAAUGUUUGUGUUUUCAGAUGCAUACCCAUGGAAAAAAAAAUUUAGUUAAAAAACAUGAGAGUGUCUCUUUAGGAUCAAGUAGUCCGAAGCAUAUAUCAGGAAAUCCUAAAAGGGUGCAUUCAGAGGUGGGUGCUGGAGUAUGUUUCCCCCUUUAACAAUGGGAAGGGGGAUCCCUGUAGGAACAUACAAAUGACGCAUUAAAAAUGAUGAUCCUUGGUGAAUUUAAGCAAUUGGAAUAAAGAUUUAUAACCGUGUUAGCAGAGCUUCGGAUAAUGUUAUUGAAAUAAAUGUUUUCUGGUCGUGCCGGUACAAAAAGUUUCAUUUCUGAUAUGAUUGUCGAUGUAGAUUGUUUCUGUGUAUCUUAUUUUGGACAAACAUGUUGGCCAAAAAAAUGAAGGAUAAAUCAAGACAGCAAAAGAAAAGGCUUUUGAUUGUGCUGAUGAACAAAAAAAUCCAGUCUCUAUUACUUUUGUCAUGGUCCAAUCGUUUAACAUCAACAGAGUUUUUUCACCUGCUGUAGCAGGUAAUGAAUAAAUAGUAUGUUUGUAUGAGCUGAUUUAAUACACAGUUAUUGUUGUUUUUCUGUCUAAAUGUAUGCCAGUUUUCCAGUAUUUGAAUAAUUGAGCUUAAAGCUGACAUGUUAAAUUUCUCAUUAAAAAAGCGUUAAAUUACGUGUUAAAUUCCAAUAAUAAAAGGCCAAGCCUGUUCCAAUUUUCUCUGUAAAACCCUGCUCCCUCGAUUUGGCAGGUCUCUAGCCAUUGAAGAUUGCUCAACUUUUGAUAGGAUGUUGACACCAGCACACCAAAUUGGCAUGACGUAAAUACUGAUUUCAUGUUUUUUUCUAGACAUUUAGGGAUAUAUAUAUAUAUAUUCACCAUCAUAAAUAAAGUUUAUGGCUAAAUUAUUAAAUUGGGAAUGAAAAUUUCAGAAUUGAGAAUUUAAAAACAUUCCGAUUUGGAAGGGGUUAAAAUCUCUGACUCAUGGGAAUUGCUUUAAAAGACCUGGAUUUUUACUUGCACAUAAAUGUAUACAUUUUACCAUCUCGCCAAAAAAGAUUUUGAGCUCAAUAUUUUGCCAUUAGUUUCUUCCAAGGUGUCAGUCUUCCCUCGGGGCAAGUUUUCAUGCUGUGGAAAAGUUUACCUAUAUUAAUUUUUCAAUCCCGCCUAUCAACCGUGGACGUGAUUUUUAUUGUGUUGCCUGCAGAGCUUUGUAGACAAAAGGGAAUUGCAUUGUCCUACGAUGUCUGUGUCAUACUUUUAUUUCCGAUCAAUAACUUUUGAAUGACUUGGUAUAGAGUUUUCAAACUUGGUAAAAACAUUGGUCAUGGUCAGUAUAGAACCCUAUAGAUUUUGGUGCCCAACUUUAAAAAAAAAAAGAGUGAUAAACUGGCAUGGCAAUAUCUUCAGUCAAUGAAUGGCUAUGUUGCUGCAGCUUAAUUGUCCAAUCUCUUACUUGUUUCUAAUUUAUUUUAAAAGUAAUCUUUGUAAUAUAUAUACUAUUGAGAUCAAUGAAAAAUUGGUAUUGUGAUUAAUGUCCCCAACUUUCAAAGAAAUAAAAAAAAAAUCAGGGGACAAUUUUUAGAAAGAAUUUGUUACAUUAUAUGGUAUAUUAUACAUUAUAUUUUUUGUAUUUGUAACAUAAUGGAAAUUAUCAGAUAGUCAUAUCAAGGAUAAUGAAACUGACAGCCAAUCAGAUAGUUAUAUAUCAAGUAUAAUGAAACUGAAGGCCAAAUUAUAAUAUUCAUGAUGUACUGUAAAACUUUAUUGAUAUAAUUAUGCUUCAAACAUGCUGAUGUACCGUUUGUAAUUAUAUCAUCCAGCAUAUUAGACUUAGCGCCCGUUUGGUAUUGAUGUUUUAACUUACCAGAUGUUGCAUUGUGACUUGGAAUGUGUCAUUAAAUGUACAAUUUUACAUGGUCGACACCACCAUAUCCAAUAAGACGCAUUCCUGGGAUAAAAUACUUAUAUAAGAAAUAUAAAUAAGAUAACAUUGAUUUCCGUUUUUGUGUGUUAACAUAAGUCUGUGUGUUUUGCAAUGUGGAAAGCGGGUUCCACUGAAAAACAACGAGUUCGUCAGCGACAGAGAGCGAUGGAGUUAUGGAGUGUAGCUCGUAACUCAUUGGUGACAAGAUCGUACAUGUGUCCGUAUCAUUCAUACAGAAAUGUUCAUCUUUGUCUGCCAGCUAAUAGCUAGUUAAAUAAACCGAUGAACGAUGGAAACGAAGAGGAAAUCUUUGAAAUAUUGCUGUGUUUGUAAGGGAACUUUUCGUGGCAAAGUUAUCGAUGGUAGAACGGUCUCCCUUCAUCGUUUCCCAAAGAAUAAACGUGUUAAACGAGUCUGGAUACAACGAUGUAAGACUGUGAUGAAAAGUUUUCAGUGGAAUGAAAACAAACUGUUAUGCAGUGAACAUUUUGUUGAUCGUGCGGGUCCGUCCAUGCUCCAUACCCUUCCAUCUAGAUUUCCGACUGCGUCAGGGACUGACAAAAUAUUUCUAAGCUCAGCGCUUGAUGAGAAUGAACAAGAACCAGACACAUACGAUGGUGACGUAAACUUUCAAGGCAAGCCUUUCAUUGCUACACGUUUGGAAUCAGAAUCAGAGACUCCUGAAGAUCUUCAAAUGCCAGCAACAGAAGUAGGGGAUCAUCAGAACGGUGAUGAUGCUGAGACGUCUUUCAUACAAGAAUCCCACAAAUCCAACCUUGAUGUUUCCCUAAAUUUCCAUGACUACACAUGUGAACCGGUUCCAGCACCAAGUGCAAUCAGGAUGAUUGAAACACAGACCUGUAUACCGACGAUGACGAUUGGUACACAGACAGAAUCGGUUCAAACAUUUCGAAGUAUUAGUACCCAAACUGAUACAUGUGAGCAGAGAGGUAUUGGAGUGCAGGCAAUGCUUCCUACUCUAGUGUAUGAGGAUGUCAUGGACAAUCCGUCCAAACUGAACUUCUACACUGGAAUACCAAACAAAGGAUUGUUUAAUGCUUUAUUUGACGAAAUGGGCGAUAUGCAGGAAAAACCUCAAACUCGAUGUAGGAAGUCAAGUGGUGGUCGACCUAGGGCUCUACGACUUAUUGAUGAAUUUUUCAUGGUACUAAUGAGAUUAAGGUUAGGUCUAUUAGUGGCUGAUUUAGCAGCUAGAUUUUGCAUUUCACAGGCAGCCUGCAGCAGAUUGUUGAAUAAGUGGAUUGACUAUCUAGAUAUGAAAUUAGAUUUUUUGAUUAUGUGGCCAUCGAAGUCAGCUGUAAAAUUUAACAUGCCAAAACUUUUCCGAGACAAGUUUCCAGACACUAGGGUUAUUAUUGACUGCACCGAAAUCAAAACUGAAACACCGAGUUCGCUGCAGUUAAAAUCUUUGAUGUACAGCGACUAUAAAUCCCAUAUUACUUGGAAAUCUUUAGUAGGGAUCAGUCCUUCAGGGCAUGUAACAUUUGUAUCAGAUUUGUGGGUUGGAUCGAUAAGUGACAAAAAGAUAACCAACAACAGUGGGAUAAUUGACUUGUGUGAAGAAGGUGAUUCUAUAAUGGCAGAUAAAGGAUUUAUCAUUUCUGACCUCACCACACCAAAAGGAAUAAAGCUGGUCAUACCACCCUUUAAACGUGGACACUCUAAAUUCUCAAAACGUGAAGUUCAGCAAACAAGGGAUAUUGCUAAUGCUAGGAUCCACGUUGAAAGACAAAUGGAGCGCAUAAAAAACUUCAGAAUUGUCCAAGGUGUGAUGCCUAUCACAAUGUCAUCUCGUGCUUCGAAAGUGUGGAAAUUGUGUGCGAAGUUGACAAACCUACAGCCCCCUCUUGUACCCCAUUGACCGUUCUGUAAUACAUGUGUAAUUCUUAUUGUGCAUCAUAACCUGAACUUUUGCCUCAGAAUCAGUGUCUACUCCAGGAGGGGGGAUUUAGCAAAAAAAACAUGAAAUGACUUAUCCCCACCUAUUUUCUUAAGUUGGGGGGUUUAAUUUUCAAAUAAAUACAAAGUAUAUGACAGUUUGAAGAGUUUGAGUAGUAUAUAUUAAAAACUACUAAUACUGCUGUUGAUUGACAGCAAUUAUAGUUUAGUAUAAUUAAGUAUAGUAGCAAAAGAGUUUUUGAACAUUUUAAGUUAUAUGAACUAAACCAUGUAUGCAUUUAUUCA
Mya arenaria is the source of this 4184-nucleotide messenger RNA. RefSeq names its product microtubule-associated protein RP/EB family member 1-like. Gene Ontology annotation, molecular function: microtubule plus-end binding. Bases 2269 to 3861 code for a protein of 530 amino acids. Gene Ontology annotation, cellular component: microtubule plus-end; spindle midzone; microtubule organizing center. NCBI's taxonomy places the organism in Eukaryota, Metazoa, Mollusca, Bivalvia, Myida, Myidae. The record is from RefSeq and is a predicted model, not a curated record. The transcript has 4 exons. Gene Ontology annotation, biological process: spindle assembly; protein localization to microtubule plus-end; regulation of microtubule polymerization or depolymerization.